UAUUAUGCACCGUUUUAAGAGGAAGUGCUUCGUUUCCAAUGUAAAUAACAUGGGGAAUUUUAAUUAAAAAUCGCGCAAUUCUAAAUAAUUUAUAUUGACAAAGAAAAACAUGUAAAAUAAACGAGGAUAGGAGUUUGUAUUUCAUCAAGAUGUUCCGUGGUCCACGGGAUUAUUCCAAGUUAGACCUGAAACAGUUUGGUGGACACAAAGAUGAGUUGAUAUUUACAGGUGCUGUUAAAAGUGUUUGUAUUGCCCCAGACAGUAAAACAUUAGCUAGUGGAUCCUAUGAUAAGACUGUUAGAGUAUGGAGAAUGAAUGACGGAGAAGCACUCCAUGUUCUUGAAGGUCACACAAAAAGUGUUGAGGUUGUCGUGUAUUCAGCAGACUCCAGUAAGCUUUGCUCUGGCUCCUGGGACAGAACUGCCAUACUCUGGGAUGUACAGAAUGGAUAUUUACUGAAGGUGUUUGAAGGUCAUGAAAAUUUGGUGCAGUCUAUAGCAUUUUCUCAUAAUGGGUUUUUCCUUGCAACAGGAUCAUGGGAUUUUACAGUUAGAUUAUGGACAAUAGGAAGCCCUGAUGGUGUAGACAAAGUUAAAGUGCUAGAAGGUCAUAGAGGCAAUGUACAUGCUGUCGCCUUCUCUAAAGAUGGAAUGCUGGCAUCUGGAUCCUGGGACAGGUCAGUCAAGUUAUGGAAUCCUCGUACAGGCAAGCUGAUACACUCUCUGACAGGACAUGAGGGCUGGGUUCAAGCCCUGGCUUUCUCUAACGAUGGAAUAUACUUGGCAAGUGCCAGUGAUGAUGAUACUGUGAGGGUCUGGGAUGUGGUGACAGGGGCUUGCAUUAAAGUGCUAGAGGGUCAAACAGACAUAGCCCAACAUUGUGCAUUUACCCCAGGAGGGGCUCUGGUUGCAUCCGGUGCUGCUGGGAUGACAUUGUCACUGACCUGACAUCCGGUGCUGCUGGGAUGACAUUGUCACUGACCUGACAUCCGGUGCUGCUGGGAUGACAUUGUCUCUAACGUGACAUCCGUUCUAAACCAGACAUCAUCUUUUACCCGAUCAUCUCCCUAACCACUCAUACCAUCACUUCAGUGCAGUACCAGGUAAUUUAAACCUAUUAAAAUUAAAUUGAACUGGUUAUUGCACUAAGGUGAUGGUACAUCAGUUAAUGAAUUGUCAAUUCUUUGCCAUUUUUAAGCGUUUACCAGUUCUUAAACAACUGCAAAGCAAGAAUUGGUGCUGCUUGAAUUCUUCCUCCUUGAUAUUUUAAUGUGUUGUUUUUGUAUGUACAUCAAUUUUUGUGUCCAGGAUGUGUGUUCAGAUAAAAAACAUUUUAACCAAGCUAUGACAUCAUAUUUUUCUUUACCAUUUUCCAUGACAUGUUUGAUUAUAAAGAAGCAGUUAAUUAACUUAGAAAAAAUAGAAUUAUUAGAAAAAAUUGUACAUAUUGUCAGACACUAAUUAUCAUCCUGUAUAAGGGGUAUAAAUCUUUGAAAGAAGUUUUCAAAAAAAAGAAAGUACAAAAAAAAAGAAAGUACAUGCACUAUUGCAAAAUAGAAAUAGCAUUGUAAAAUGCAUACAUUUUGUAGUGUGAUUAAGAAAAAUUAGCAAAUAGUUUAGAUAUUAAAGGUUGACUAUCAUUUGAAUUAAGGAAAAUAGUUUGAAUGAAGUAAUCAGACCAAUUUCGAUUUUCUAUUCAGUAUUCUUUGAACAUAAAAUUAAGAAAAAUCAUCUAUUUUAUAUGAAUUGUAAAAGAUAAAGAUUAAAUAAAUGGACAAAGUAAUGGUUUUUAUUCAGGUUUUACUAUUGAGGUAUAGAGUCUUAUUUGAUAUUGUAUGUAUCAAGUAUAUUGUUUCAUAUAUUAUAUUAAUUUAGGUAUAUACCAUCUUGUAUACCAUUUCACUAAAA
This is a messenger RNA of Ruditapes philippinarum (Manila clam), 1907 nucleotides long. RefSeq names its product WD repeat-containing protein 38-like. The coding region runs from base 150 to 947 and encodes 265 amino acids. Gene Ontology annotation, cellular component: transcription repressor complex; nucleus. Gene Ontology annotation, biological process: negative regulation of transcription by RNA polymerase II. The transcript is spliced from 8 exons. The record is from RefSeq and is a predicted model, not a curated record. Lineage: Eukaryota; Metazoa; Mollusca; Bivalvia; Venerida; Veneridae. Gene Ontology annotation, molecular function: protein binding.